Molecule: messenger RNA, 801 nt
Organism: Ipomoea triloba (trilobed morning glory)
Lineage: Eukaryota; Viridiplantae; Streptophyta; Magnoliopsida; Solanales; Convolvulaceae
Product: G-type lectin S-receptor-like serine/threonine-protein kinase At2g19130
Exons: 1
Coding region: 1-801 (266 amino acids)
Source: RefSeq, a predicted model, not a curated record
AUGGCUAUGGGUGCUGUAAGUAAUGGUGGUAAACGGCGGAGGGGUAGUCAUACUCAUAUGGGAUCGGUUUGUUAUGUUUUCUUAGCCUUUUUGUGUUUUUUCUACAAUCUUGGAUUGAGCGCCGACAGUCUCAGACCCGGCGAAUCGAUUACUCCAAACCGGACUUUACUCUCAGCCGGCGGGAACUUCGCGUUAGGAUUCUUCCGCCCCGGAAACUCUUCUUCUUCCUUUCUCGGGAUAUGGUACAAUUCCAUCAACAAAACUGUGAUCUGGGUAGCUAACAGAGAAUCUCCUCUGCCUCAAGAUUCUGAAGCCGUUUUCACACUGGGUUAUGAUGGGAAUUUGCAACUUUUGGACGGCGACGGAAGAAAUAUUAUAUGGUCAACCAAUAUCUCAGGCAGCGGAUUAGCCGGAAACUCUACGGCCGCCCAACUGCAAGAUACGGGAGAUCUUAUUGUGAAGCAGGGUGAGAGCAUCCUUUGGGAAAGCUUUGAUGGCGACAGCGAUACAUUAAUGCCGGUGAUGAGGCUAAUGGUAAACAAGAAAACCGGAAAACGGAACUUGAUAAGAUGUUGGAGUAGCAGUGAUGAUCCCCGGCCAGGGAAAUUCUCCGGGGGAUUGAUCCUAAAGGAUCUCCCCAAUUUUUUAUUUGGAAAGAAGAUAUUCCUUAUUAUAGGAGCACCUUGUAUCAGGAUGGGUUUACUUACAGUGUUUACUUUCCCUCACUGGGAUAUACAUCUUAUUCAUUUGCUACAGAAAAUGAUGAAGUGUAUUUCAGCUAUGCAUAUGCUAACACCUUGA